AUGAACGGUGGAAGAUUUGACUUUGAUGACGGGGGUACGUAUUGCGGAGGUUGGGAAGAAGGCAAAGCUCAUGGUCACGGAAUCUGUACUGGGCCUCAGGGCAAAGGCGAGUAUGCUGGUGCUUGGCAUUACGGUUUUGAGGUCUCGGGGGUGUAUACUUGGCCAUCAGGAAAUACCUACCAAGGUCAGUGGCAAAAUGGAAAACGUCACGGAUUAGGAGUCGAACAACGUGGUCGUUGGAUAUUCAAGGGCGAAUGGACUCAGGGUUAUAAAGGUAGAUAUGGUCACCGUCAAUCGAUGACUUCACAAGCCAGGUACCAGGGAACCUGGUCUUCUGGUUUUCACGAUGGAUAUGGCACCGAGAUAUAUGUUGAUGGAGGUGCUUAUCAAGGACAAUGGUUACGUGGUAUGCGGCAUGGAUACGGUAUCCGGAAGAGUGCUCAACACGGUGUGGCUGCUAAAUUUCGAUCUCGGUCACGCACCAAUGCAUCUCUUACUUCACUAAGGUCCGAAUACGGUGAAAGUGAGGAAAAUGAAAAAAAAAAUUAUGAAGAAACAGAUGAAAGCCGCGGUGGUUUUGUGUUGAAAGCUUGCAGUGAUGCGCCCACUAGAAGAAGAUCACUUUCUGAGAGGUCAUCUGUUGUUAAACGAACCUUCUUGAGUGGUUUGAGAAUCAAAAAGCAACACUCUACAGGAGACAUCCACCAGCGGGCUACUUCUGGAAGUUUGAGAUCAAGUGGUAGUACUGUGAGCUGUACAUCGGAUGAAUCGGAGCAUCGGCAAGGACGCGAACAACUUAUCAUAUCACAGGAAGAACACAUUGAUCCCAGUGCAACGGAAGUUUACAAAGGUGAGUGGAAAAACGAUAAACGAUGUGGUUUUGGCGUAGGAGAACGUAGUGAUGGCUUGAAGUACGAAGGAGAAUGGUUUAACAAUCGCAAGUGUGGCUAUGGAAUAACAACUUUUAAGGAUGGCAGAAGAGAAGAAGGCAAGUAUAAGAACAAUGUGCUCAUUUGUUCGAAUCGCAAAAAGGGUUUGUUAUUCGUGCGAUCAUCAAGACUUAAAGAACGAGUUGGAAAUGCUGUUGAAGCAGCGAAUCGAGCUGCUACCAUUGCUCAGCAGAAAGCAGAUAUAGCAGUGUCAAGAACAGCAACAGCUAAGGAACGCUCGGAGCAAGCGGAUUAUGUGGCUUUGCAAGCUCGUGAAGAUGCUGACAUUGCAGGGAUGUAUGCUAAGCAGUUCUCACCUGAAUUCCGACAAUCAUCUCAAGAUGGAGCUCUUCGGGUAAUGAAAAGUAAUCGCUUGCAACACCAUCAACAACAGCAUCUACAUAGCAACACAAAUCAUGUAUCCUUCGAUUCGCCACCAGCUUCCAAGAGUUCUCAUGAAUCUCGAGAUCUCUCAGAUGAACUGGUCGUUCUGAACUCUCCUUCCUUGCCAGGUACUGCUCCAGUAGAAACCAAUUACGCGGGUGUAUCUUUUUUCCAACAACCAUCAAAUCCUGGUGAACAUCAGCAUUUUCCAGUAAUUAAUCCAGGUUCGUCACCCGAACAAGCGAUGUCACUAUUAGUUGGUAACAACUCAGGUACUGCUGCUUACACCACCACUACCAGCACCAGCAACACCUCUUAUCAACAACAGCAAAGUGUAAACUCUGCUGGUUAUACGGGUCCAACUUCUUACCAGGUGCUACCAUCAUCAUCUUACAAUCAAGUACCACUAGCUACCGCUGCUACUGCUGCUUACUCUUCGGGUACACCUUUACCGGUAGUUCAAAUGUCUCCUCCAUACAUCUCCUCCUCCUCAUCGUAUCUUUCGAAUGCUGUGCCUCCUCAUUUCAAUCCUAAUCAGUUAUCUUCACAACAGUAUCACCAUCACAAGCACCAACUCCAUCUUCCUCCUUCAAAUUAUGCUAAUCCCGCAUUAUUAUCUGAUCAUCACACGCUUAACUUCCAUUCCGAGCAGACACCUUUCGAGCAAUCUGUCUAUAAUAUGAGUAAUGUUACGAACUAUAACGCUACUGCGACCACCACCGCUACUACUGCUACUACUGCUACUACUAUAACUACUACAAGCAGCGAUGACUUACAACAACGUCGUAUCAUUAAUGGCGCCUCUAAUCCACGUGUGAUGCAAACUAUUAGACCACCUUCAAAAUCUUUUCUACAGAGUACGAAUACUGCUCAGAGCAGCUCACGCAUAUCACUUAGUGAUGAUCAUUAUGAUCAGUACACCAUGUCCAUAAAUCCCUCUAGAUCUUCUCUGAUCCAUAGAAAUAGACCUUCACUUACAAAACAACCCUUCGCGAUACACGACAUUUCUCAGAAUUUAUAUAGGCGGUCGACAUUGGCAUCUGCAAAUGAUAAGCGACUAGAAAGUGUGCAGAGAGGUAGCGAAGAUGGGUGUGGGUCACUUCCUAACCUUGCAGAACUGGAGAAUACGGGCGUGCAACUAAGGAGGGAAGAGGCCGCGCGACUCGCCUCCCAGCAACGCCAAGAAUUGCAGCGUCUUCUCGAAGAAGAACAGUUACUACGCAGCAACCCACUUCGUUAUUUGUUCCAUCCUGCUUUCAAGGCUUGGAUAGUUCGAUGGAAAUUGCCGCUUGUGUUAUCGGUAGCGAAUAUUUUCCUCUUGAUGGUUUUUUAUAAUCUUCUCACUUACGAAAAACGAACACGUGAACGUCGAUAA
Messenger RNA from Thelazia callipaeda (thelaziosis nematode), 2688 nucleotides. The record is from the annotation of a GenBank genome assembly. Lineage: Eukaryota; Metazoa; Nematoda; Chromadorea; Rhabditida; Thelaziidae.